CCUGAAUGAUUUUUGAAUCUCACCACCAUGUGUAUCGCUAAAACAGUGUCGAGGCAAUAUUCUAAAACACACGUAAUUAAAGUGGUCAAAAAGGUCCAAUCUUUUUAAAAAUAUCACAGAAUUGCGCUCCUAUUUGGCGCCAAGGAGUAGAAAAAAGCGCGAUCGAAUCAAGCAUGGACCAAGUUAUCAACCAGCGUUUGCUUCCAGGCACAAAGAAUACGAGUUCUUCACUUUUCUUGUCUACAGUAUGAACUGAAAGAGUUUUCCAUCUGACGACAGAAUUGAUUAAAGAAAACCAGGAAAUCGCGGAAUGCAACGACUUUUGUCAACAGUUUUGGUUGCACUUGUAACUCUCUUCGGAGCCAUUUCCUGGCUCCGUCAAAAGCAGUUACACAGCGAGCAAGCUUUGCACGAUGGUGGGAUAGAUGUGAUCGCCAUUCGUCAUUUAGACCAGACGAUCAUGACGCCAUCUCCUUAUAAUGCGUCGACGAAUUGCCUUGACCCGAAAAAUCGAUCCGCUUGUACUACUUCGAGAGAUCUGCGUUUCACCCGAAGCCGAGAUAAUUUGGCGCCCAUUAAUACUAGCACUUUUCGAAUGAAGCUCUACUGGGAACCAGGUUACUUCUGGCAGGAAGAAGACUACGAACGUAAGUGGUGCUGGAUGUGUGUUGACAUGUGCAACGUGAGCAGUUCUAUACAGGUUGUCAACUGCGAUGACGACGGGGGAUUGGCUGCUCCUGAUCGUUUCCGCUUUAUCCAGCAACGGACAGCAAUGGAGGUGCAGAUUCAAGAAAUCGGGAGUCGCCUUUGCCUGCAACGACAGAAUGAUCGCGUGAUUACUUUACAGUCUUGUAAUGUGGCUGAGGCUAGCCAACGCUUUUUUGCGAGUAGCGGUCGCUUCGCGUGGGGACAGCGAUUUGAAAUCACUCCCCGCGGCCUUUCUGGUGAGUGCAUCACUCAGCGGCACCAUCCCAAGGCCGGAGAGAUUCUAGAAGUGGAACCAACUAUUACGGCCCGCAUGUCGGACACGUCCUAUUGGAAUCUGUAUUAA
This is a messenger RNA of Phaeodactylum tricornutum CCAP 1055/1, 1051 nucleotides long. RefSeq names its product TRD6 (gene TRD6). The record is from RefSeq and is a predicted model, not a curated record. NCBI's taxonomy places the organism in Eukaryota, Bacillariophyta, Bacillariophyceae, Surirellales, Neidiaceae. Bases 311 to 1051 code for a protein of 246 amino acids. The transcript has a single exon.